This is a messenger RNA of Nothobranchius furzeri (turquoise killifish), 2473 nucleotides long. Its product is annotated as LHFPL tetraspan subfamily member 3 protein. Gene Ontology annotation, cellular component: plasma membrane. Lineage: Eukaryota; Metazoa; Chordata; Actinopteri; Cyprinodontiformes; Nothobranchiidae. Gene Ontology annotation, biological process: sensory perception of sound. The record is from RefSeq and is a predicted model, not a curated record.
ACCACCAUGCUGCUUUAGAUACCAAAUCCCCGCUGGAGCGAAGGCUGUGGUGUUCUCUGAUUGGGUAAUUGCGUUUGGAUGCUUUAAAUCGUAAGCGUGCAUCGCUGUGCUUGGGACUCCAUUAAGGCGUUUCGCUGUUGCUUCCUCUCUUUUGGACCGUGAAGGGGACGCGAGCAUCAUGUGGGUCAGGCUGUAGCUCAGGUGAAUCCGGUUCUUUCCGAGUCGGGAUUUUCCAAGGACACUAAAAUGCGGCAGCGAUGAGCACGUCUGACGGCUGAUCAGGCUUUGAGUUUCCACAUCCAGAUCUCCUCAGCGCCUGGUUUUUUGGGACGCCACGUCAUGAGCUGAUGCGCCCGACAGAUGUUUAGCAGCUGCACGAACAGUGACCGUGUGAUCCAGCUGAUGAUUCUCUGAAGAAGAAGAAAAAAAAACCAAAGGUGUCGUGAAUGUUUACUCCUCGCAGAAUACAUUUAUUGUUUGGGCUUGCUUAAGAUGAUACCUGGAUCUGCCGCAUCAAUGUUGCCGUCUGCAGAAGCUGCCAAACUGUACCAGACCAAUUACGUCCGCAACUCCCGUGUCAUCGGACUUCUGUGGGCCAUUUUCACCAUCCUGUUCGGGAUCGUUAACGUGACCAUCUUCUCGCAGCCCUAUUGGAUCGGGGAUGGCAUGGACACGCCGCAGGCCGGCUACUUCGGCCUUUUCCACUACUGCGUCGGGGACGGACACUCCAGAGACCUGGUUUGCCAGGGCAGCUUCACCGAGUUCUCCGCUAUCCCCUCCGGUGCGUUCAAGGCCGCCUCCUUCUUCAUCGGAAUGUCCAUGAUGCUGGUGGUCACAUGCAUUGGCUGCUUCAGCCUCUUCUUCCUCCUCAGCACCUCCACUGUGUACAAAAUCUGCGGCUGGAUGCAGGCAGCUUCAGGUGUCUGUCUGGUCCUGGGUUGUAUGAUCUACCCGGAUGGCUGGGACAGCGACGAGGUCCGGCGAAUGUGCGGAGAACAAACAGACAAAUACAGCCUGGGGGCCUGCUCUGUGCGCUGGGCUUACAUCUUGGCAAUCAUGGGUAUCCUGGAUGCCCUGAUUCUGUCCUUCCUGGCUUUUGUCCUGGGGAACAGGCAGGAUGGACUCAUGACAGAGGAGCUGCUGGCUGAAAGCAAGGAGGGUGGUAAAGCCUAACCCAGAGAAAAGGUUCCUUAAUUUCAAAGAGUCCGUUUUAGUCAAAGUACAGAUCUUUCUACAUCUCACAGGAAAAAGGCAUUCCAGAUUUGUGCAGAAGUAGAACUCUAUCAAACCCAUCAGGCUGCCUUCUACUUCCUGCUGAACAAUGUGACCUGUUUGAAGUCCAUUCUCUUCUACAUUAGUCCCAGCAAUUAGAUGGAUCCCACUGCACUUCUUGUCAAAAGGAAGGAAACCCUUGGCAACCCUGACAAGGGCAGAGACUGUUAUUCUUUAGAUGAAAAUGUAUGGUCAACACAAACACACACACACACACACACACACCCAUACACACACACACACACACACACACACACACACACACACACACACACACACACACACACACACACACACAUACACACACACAGUACAUUCAAACAAUACCUUUGUAGAUUAUGUAAUUACAAAUAUUAACCUAUGUUAGCAGUUAUCUUUGUGUCACAGUCAGAAGUUUCAUGUUUUAUUUGACAAAAAAACUACUCUGAAUAUUAUUGGGUUUGUGUAAAUCUAGUGUUUAGGUUUGACAAAGAAAUUUUCAUGAUUCUCUUGCUCACAUGCCACUUUCUCCCCCUUACAGUAAAAUAAACAUGUAUUUAAAACUGCUUUUAGGAGUAAUGUUUAAACUUGAAUUACAAAGUGUGUACAGAGAAUAUUUCAAGUGAUUUUAACAGAAGUAAUUCUAUGCCCUGCUAGCUAACUUUGCACAGUGCUUCAGUUUGAGAGGAAUGUUUUGUAGUUUGUAUGUCCACACUGUGAAGGUGGCUAUUAGAACUGAAAGCUGCAGGACUCGUUGCUGCUACGUGAGUGUGUUUCUCUACGUGUGUCUGUUUUCAUGAGUGCAUGCACACACACACACACACACACACACUUGCUCUGAGUGUGAUGUGUGUAAUAGUUCAUUGGGCUAGCGAGCCGAGGUGCCAGCUUCACACACACACGUUGUUCUGUUGUGUACUUUUUUCUGUCCUUGUCUCACUGUUCUUCUCUCUUCGAUGACCACAUUUGUUUAGUUGGGACAUACAGGGUAACGCGGUGCAGCCGAAGCUUAAAUACGGAGCAGUAGAUGUGCCUGGGAGAUGAACUCAAGUCAGAAGACGUUUGUAAGGCCUGUCCCAGCCUCAAAGUGAAGAUGUUCUUGUAAAUAUGAAUACAUGUAGAUAUUGAUAAGCUAAUAUAAAAAAUGGGGAUAUGAAUUAGAGCAAAGAAAUUCAUUUCUGAAAAUAUGAAUACUUAAUAAAGGUUUUCACUGUAAAUCUCA